Sporothrix schenckii 1099-18 is the source of this 210-nucleotide messenger RNA. RefSeq lists its product as uncharacterized. The record is from RefSeq and is a predicted model, not a curated record. The coding region runs from base 1 to 210 and encodes 69 amino acids. The transcript is spliced from 2 exons. NCBI's taxonomy places the organism in Eukaryota, Fungi, Ascomycota, Sordariomycetes, Ophiostomatales, Ophiostomataceae.
AUGGCCGCCGUCAUGCAAGUGCGCACCUUCCCCAUCUGUGAAUUGUGUGGCCUGCGGGGUAUGGAAGGUGCUGCCCAGACAAGCCACGAGUGGGUUGCACCUGCCGUCAUCCGCGACCCCUACCCCCCUUGGCCAUGCGCACCUGACGCCCGGAAAGUGUGGGCCCUUGGAAUCGGCGUGCUGCUGGAUAGCGUUUCGUUUUCUCGUUGA